AAUUUAUGGACUCAAACUUUUUUGAAGAUGAGUAAUUCAAUAAUAAUACUUGGGAUGAAUACUCUGACUAAAUGGUUUGUCCAUCACCUCUUUUGCUUGGGCAUCCAAAAAUUAAAAAGUUUAAUGACCAAGAUGAACUUUCAAUCAUUCAUCUAUAAUAUCAUACUGAUACAAUGGAUGAUGAUUAUAGUCAACUAAACUAACCUUCUUCAACCAAUUAAACUCCUAUCAAAAAAAAACUUACCAAGAAUCAUAAGAGAACUUCUCUUAAAAAAAAUAAGAAUCACUCUUCCGUAAACUCAGCACUUAGUGACUUUGUUUCCUAUGUCAAUCUUACAGAAGAUAAUACUACACAAUAAAUUCAUUAUUGUUAAUAAAUGAAACAACUUAUUGAUAAUCUAGAAGGAAUCCUUUCAACUAUCAAAUCACAAAUUUUAAACUAGUACCAAAAGUAAAUAAAUUAGAAAAAUUGA
Molecule: messenger RNA, 473 nt
Organism: Paramecium sonneborni
Lineage: Eukaryota; Ciliophora; Oligohymenophorea; Peniculida; Parameciidae
Source: the annotation of a GenBank genome assembly